Porites lobata is the source of this 4985-nucleotide messenger RNA. Lineage: Eukaryota; Metazoa; Cnidaria; Anthozoa; Scleractinia; Poritidae. The record is from the annotation of a GenBank genome assembly.
AUGGGCAGUGACAGCAGUGAUAAGUCACUAACGGAUGAUGAAGCCUUCUUGGAACAGCUAGAAAAAGGAACGCUGAGAAACAUGAGAGUGCUUUGGUGUGAAUUACCAGAGGUUUGUUGAUAAUCAUAUAGAUAUAAUAAUAAUAAUCUCUUAAAAUUGAAAGGAAAUGUUAAGGAAAUUAAAUUUAACAAUAGUGGCGAUAAUCUGUGAGUGAAAGGGUUCAGGUUACGUUGGAUCAAUGCAGCCAGAUAAUAAAUGGUAAAUAUUCAGUGGAAUACUUGAUACCUCAACUUUGAAUAAAGAGUUAGCUUACGUCAGUCAAUGCCUUCAUAAAGGCUGUAGCAAAGCAAGAUUUAGAUGUCUUUUUAACCCUCCACUGUAAAAAGUGUCUUGCUCAUCUUUUUAUAACCUUUUUAGGCAAUCAACUGUAAGUAAUGUUUUAACAGUUUUAUUUUUCCACAUUUUGAAAUUUUUAGUGAAAUUUAAAUUCAUUUUUCUCUAAUCGUAUCUAAUUCUGUAGGAAGUACACAAAUACUUUUUUGAGUUUAGAUUAGUGCUCUUGCUUAGUAGGAAACCGUUAUCCAUCUAUCUACAUGUUAACAAUCUUUUGCAUAGAGGAUACGUAAAGUUGUCUCCAAGUAGAAUGAGCAAUUCAAAGGUCUUUCAUGAUAUGCUCCUCUUCCGCAGGUCAAAGAAAGUGGCAUUUUAGACAACAUAAAACGAGAGGAACGCAAAAGACAAGAGGUAAGUAAUAUAAUUAUAUAAAUGGAUUUUAGUAUCAUACAAUAAGCUUUAUAUUUGCAUCUAAAUCCAGCUGUAUGGUCUUUACAAAGAGUCUAGCAGACUUGGAACAUUGGAGUGUGGUACUGUCAACUUUUUCUAAGACGGACAUCUUCUGGACCUGCCCCGACUGUCUGUCUUAGAGAGGUGUCCGGCUUAUAGAGGUUCGACGUAACGUGAUACUAGUAAAAACUUUAGCUGAACUUGUUCGCAUUGAAUACACGUCUGUUUAACUUAUGCAAAACAGCUAAAACUGCAACACUGUAACAGUGGAGUCAUUUUCUUGUCUAUGAAUCAAACGUUCAUUUAAAGAAAGUGUCCACGGUUUCGUGGUAUAAAAGCGUACAAUGUAACAGUAUAAACUUUGCAAACUGAAGAAAGACGACAAAAUAUUAAAGAUUUUGUAAUUUACAAUCUUGUAGAGCACCUACAUUAAUAUUUCCGUUUUGAGGUAUUUUUCACUGCACAAAGCACUUCUCAAGUGUUCGUUGAUGGUUUCAAUAGUGUCUGUUGUCCGUCUUAGAGAUGUGUCCGUCUUAUAGUAAAGAAAACACUCAACUGGACCUGAGGUCUAACACUUGUGAAAUGCAGCUACUGUUCCAGCAGCUAUAAGUUUACUUAGCGACGCAUCUGCAGUACGUAUACCUACAAGACGAAUGGUGGGACUCCCGAUCUGAGCACUUAAAAUAGAAAUUUUGGUUUACUGUGCCUUUCAAUGACAUGCAACACAUGGUUAACUUCAUAACAUUCUUGCUUCUAUUUUUAAUGACAACGAAUAUCAACCAAAAGAAAUGAUAAGCUAAUCACUUCAGUUCAAAACACCCUCACUUUCAAAACGAGGCUAAGUGUGAAAAGGAGUCUCAUUUGCAUGAGAAUAAAAAGCUUCGCUUUGAAACAGAAGUUUGGGGCGACUUGUUAAUGGCCUAUAGGACAUAGGGUCACACAGGGCCACUAUGUCUUGAGAUAUACGCGUUGAUACUGAAUCGUGAAAGUGAGAACUUUCAUUUGAACUAUAAGGUCGCAUAGUAUUAAGGAGAGUGCUUUAACUGUGUUGAUUGCAGGCAAUGUUUGAGGUGAUUACGUCAGAGGCAAGUUAUCUCAGAAGUCUAAAUAUUCUGAUGUCACAGUUCAUCAAAUCAGAAGAGUUGAACGCAGGCUCCUCGCUGUGUGUUUUAGAACGAGGCCAGUCACAUGUGCUGUUUUCUAAUAUCAACUCCAUCAAGUCUGUCAGUGAGAAGUAAGUUAAUGCAGCCUCUCUGUAAUAACAGUUUUAUUAAAUAAGUAGGGGUUGAUGAUUCUUAGGCAUAUGUUUAACCCUUUAAGCCCUAAUAUCAACAUACUAAUUCUCCACACUGAUCUCCAUACGUUUCUUAAGAUUCAAUUGAGAGAAUUUGAUAAACGAUCAAAGCGUUUUCUCAUUGGUGAUCAUACACGAAAACAAUACCGGAUAGGGCUUCUGUUCACACUCAAGAACAGUGAUUUCGGCGCCGUUUCUGUAAGACUAACGGCGAACUCGGAAGUGAAGCGUCACAUACCGGAUAGGUUCUGUGCCACACUUUGGUGCUGUGUUACAGGUUUUCGGACUCUGGGGGAAGUGAAUAUGAAAAUCCAAAUUAAUUUUUAUGAGCUUCACCGGCCAAUUUGGUCACCAGGGUGAUUAAAUGAAGAAUUGCUGCCAUUUUUAUGAUCACUUUAUUUUCGUUUCGUUGUCUGUUAAGUUUUGUUUGUGUUGUUUUAUUGUUUGUUUGUCGGCUUUGCCAAUUUAAAAGGGCUUGUUUUUCUCUAUGUAUCAAAGUCAAGGUAUUUACCUAAACGAAUGUUUCACUUUAUGGUUAGAAUGUUUGUUACUGAUCACUUGUUCGUUACCUUGUAGCUUUGUCCAGGCCUUGCGUGCACGCCAAAAGGAAGCUGUGGUUAUAUCAUCUAUCAGUGACAUUAUUGAACAACACGUAAGUUAACACUUUUUAUAUCGUUUUUGUUAGACUAAAAUACAGUUAAAAUCCGCGACGAAGAACCUUGUUUUGAAGAACCUGUUUAGCCUAAAAUUUGAAACAGGUUCUUAUUUCAGUUCUAAAAAUGUCUAUGAAAAAAAUUCUGUACACUUGGGCAAAUAAGAAAAGUCCACAUUGAGGAUGCUCUUUGGAGACAUAGGUGCAUUAAUUACUCCAACUCCAACUGCAAUUGUAAUGGCAUAUACAUUUUUAUAAUACGUAAAGAAUGAACUGAAUUCCACCAAAUAUUCUUAGCUAAAAUGCAGGUUCCUACUCGCGGGUUUUUACUGUGUUCACCUUUCCCAGCUCUGCAAUCAGAUCUGUUUUUCUUACACAUUAUACCUGCUUAAACUCAGCAAAGAAAGCCCAGUUUUUGCUCUCAUCACUCAAGAUCAGUUGUAAAAACUCAUGUGCUGUUCUUAGCCAACUGUCUCUCGUCAUGAAUUUGUAUCCCAUAACAGGCUACCCAGUGCUUUGAGGUUUACGUCAAAUACUGUUCCAAUCAGAUCUAUCAGGAUAGAGCAUUAAGAAAUCUAAGGUAAGCUGAAAAAACAGAUAGCGUUUGUAUUUUUUAGUCAGUAAGGCCUAACUAGUCUCGCCUUGCUAGAAGAGCCUUUCAUUCACUUGCUCGAUUUUGCCGUACUGGAGUGAGACUGCAUCAGGGUUCGUACAGGUCAUGGAAAACCCGGAACUGAGUCAUGGAAUCUAAGAAUUGCAUUUUCUAGGCCUGAAAGUCAUGACAUUUAAUUGUCGGUCCUUGAAAGUCAUGGAAAAUUGAAGUUUUGUUUGGUAGAUUCGUUACUGCCGAUGACAAAUCAAGGACAAUGUAGGAGCGAAGUCACUGAACAGCGCAAAGAUCUUUGUUGAGCAUGCGCUGCUUGUUGCUAGGAUACAGCUUCAAAACCAGGCCUAAUAUCCGUGCACUUGGUACAGAAGGCUCAGUCAUGACCACCUGCUUAACAAUAAACGGAUGUUCGCACUCAAAAAACCGGUUUGACGAAGAAACAAGAUUUACUCAUCCAGAAAUUUGGGUUUCGGUGACUUCAAAGAGUUGACGUGAUUCAAGCAGAGCUUUCUUUUUUCCUUCUCAGCAAAGAAGGCAAAAAGAGGCUCUACUCACAGGGUGAACCAAUCUAAAAACAACUGGUGCAAACAAGAACAACAAAUAUUAAACAGCUGUUAUCGUAAGAAGCAGCGCAGUGGCGGAUCCAGACCUUCAGAUAAGGGGGGGCGGUCAUCCAGAUCCUGAGACAAAGGCGGGGGAGGGGCGGGGGUCUCCAAAAAAAUUUUUCAGCCCUUCGGGCCUCAGUUUGGUCUAAAAAUAAGGGGGGCCCCGGCCCCCCCGGGCCCCUCCCCUGGAUCCGCCACUGCGAAGAGUGAUCAUUUUUGUAAGGUAACUACAGCUCUCGUUUUAAUUUUAGUUGAUCAAUUUUUAUCUCUGCCAGGAUAGAGCUGCUAAAAUGCUUGUCAAUUUAAUACAUGGAUUUCACAGUGAAAGAUAGGGAUGUCAGUCACUAUACAUGUUUUGUCUAACAAUUUUUUUUUACACAAGAAAGCUAGUUCUGGUACCGCUCUCACUCGUUAGUGUCUUUCAUGAGUGUCUCAAAGCCGGUAUUCGAACACAAAUUUUUUUGGGGCUUUAUUUGAGUGUCAAUGUAUUUAGCACGAAAGUACAAAUUGGGGACAAUUUGUGCAGUUUGGUGUGUUGAGAACUAAACAUGCAUUUUUUUGUUAUUUUACAGAAAGAGUGUGCGUUUUUCGGAGGCUAUGAAGAGACUACAAAGGAGAAGGGAAGUACAGGGUUUGACACUGCAGUCAUUUCUUGUUCUUCCCAUGCAGAGAAUAACGAGGCUUCCUUUGCUUGUGAAUGUAAGUAUUUUGAAUAUCGAAUUCCAAAUUUCAUCAUCUCUACCAGGCAUUCGCCACUGUAGACAUGAUGAGACUAAGCUGGGUUAAAUUUCGUAAAGACUUCUAGGACUGUUUUUGGCGAUGGAAAGUAAUGGGCCAACAGCUCACCGGCGCGUCCCCAGCAGCGAUGCUAGAAGUCUUUGCGAAAUUUAACCCGGCCCAGCUUUCUUCUCGUUUCCUAGAGUAGCAAAAUGGUCAUUUUCAAGUUGCGCGGAAAGACUCGACUGGUAUCCCCAUGUCGAAAUGCACUACGGGACGGUUUUGGAACACCUGGUCAUCUUUGGUUGGCUGUCACAUUUUGCAUAG